GCGAAGGAAGUUGGCCUCGGAGCGGCCUGUGCUCUGUGGGCCAGGCUGAGGGCGGCAGCAAGCGCUGCUUGGUCACCGCGUGCGGCACGAUGGGAGACGAGAUGGACGCGAUGAUCCCCGAGCGGGAGAUGAAGGAUUUUCAAUUUAGAGCUCUGAAGAAGGUGAGAAUCUUUGAGUCUCCAGACAAGUUGCCAAAGGAGCGCUCGAGUUUGCUUGUUGCGUCCAACAAGUACGGUUUGGUCUUCGCUGGCGGAACCAGUGGAUUGCAGAUUUUCCCUACGAAAAAUCUUCUUAUUCAAAAUAAACCUGGGGACGAUCCCAAUAAAAUCGUCGAUAAAGUCGAGAGCUUGCUAGUGCCUAUGAAAUUCCCCAUCCACCACUUGGCUCUGAGCUGUGAUAAUCUUACUCUCUCGGUCUGCAUGAUGUCCAGUGAGUAUGGCUCCAUCAUCGCUUUCUUUGAUGUGCGCACCUUCUCAAAUGAGGCUAAACAGCAGAAGCGCCCAUUUGCCUAUCAUAAGCUCUUAAAAGAUGCAGGAGGUAUGGUGAUCGAUAUGAAGUGGAACCCCGCUGUGCCGUCCAUGGUAGCACUUUGUCUGGCUGAUGGCAGUAUAGCUGUCCUACAAGUCACGGAAACGGUGAAAGUGUGUGCAACUCUUCCGCCCGAAGUAGCAGUCACAUCUGUGUGCUGGAGCCCCAAAGGAAAGCAGCUGGCAGUGGGAAAACAGAAUGGCACCGUGGUCCAGUAUCUUCCUACUCUCCAGGAAAAAAAAGUCAUUCCUUGUCCUCCAUUUUACGAGGCGGAUCAUCCAGUCAGAGUUCUGGACGUUCUGUGGAUCGGCACGUAUGUCUUCACCAUAGCGUAUGCUGCUGCAGAUGGGACCUUGGAAACGUCCCCCGAUGUGGUGAUGGCUUUGCUCCCUAAGAAAGAAGCAAAGCCCCCCGAGACCUUUGUGAACUUCAUGGAGCCCUGCUACAGCAGCUGCACGGAGAGACAGCACCAUUACUUCCUCGGGUACAUUGAGGAGUGGGAUUUGGUGCUGGCGGCAUCUGCGGCUUCCACAGAAGUUAGUAUCCUGGCUCGACAAAGUGAUCAGGUUAACUGGGAAUCUUGGCUUCUAGAGGAUUCUAGCCGAGCGGAACUGCCUGUGACCGACAAGAAUGAAGACUCCUUGCCCAUGGGCGUUGCCAUCGAUUAUACAAACCAAAUGGAGAUUACUAUCAAUGAUGAAAAGACUCUCCCUCCGGCUCCAGUUCUGAUGUUACUUUCAACAGACGGUGUGCUUUGCCCAUUUUAUAUGAUCAAUCAAAAUCCUGGCAUUCGAUCCCUCAUCAGGUCACCUGAGCAGCUCUCAUUAGAAGGGGAGCGACAGACCAGGUCAUCAGGAAGUACCCCCACAACCCCAACCUCCUCUCAAGCCCCACAAAAGAUUGAGGCACCAGCAGCUGCAUCUCCUGCUUCUGUUCCGCCGGCAUUGCCCAUUGCUCCCACCUGCACCUUCUCUUUGCCCUCUGUGGUUGGAGCCCCUGCUGUGUUCUCCUUCGGCUCUUCCUCUGUGAAGCCCUCUGGUUCUGUCCCUGGGGAGCCCCCGCCGGAUUCCACCACAUCAGAUCACCCCAAACCUACCCUGGGCUCUGGCACAUCAAACUUCUCCUUUGCUCCGCCUCCUAAGCCCCCGAUCGGCCCCGCCCCUGGGGCAUACCCUGCGGCACCAUCCAUGUUCGCUUUUGGGUCAUCAGGUUUUAAACCUACCCAGGAAAGUACACCAGUGCCAGCUAUGCCCGCGCCAAACGCAGCAAUGAAGUCGUCCUUCCUGUCUUCAGCCCCUGCAGUCAAAAUCAACCUGAGUGAAAAGUUCUCUGCUAUGUCUGCCUCUGCUCCUGUUACUAGCUCACAGAGCACACCCUCGAUGCUGCCGUUCUCGCCUGCCUCCAAGGCAGGGGCUCCUGGGCCCCUCAGCCUCCCCACGCCAGUCUCAGCACCACAUGGUUCCCUGGCAUUAAAGUCUCCCAUCUCUUCCUCAGCAGCAGGGCGACCCACGCAGGGCAGCCCCAGCCCAGCAUCCUCAAUGGUACAGAAGUCACCCAGGACCACACCUCCACUGGCAAAGACAGGUCCUUCCCAGGUGAAAUCGCUUCAGCCUCCAGGCUCAGAAACGCAGGGCCAUCAGUGGAAAGACUCCGAUCCUGUGCUUGCGGGAAUCGGGGAGGAGAUUGGGCACUUUCAGAAGGAGCUGGAAGAGCUGAAGGCACGAACCAGCAAAGCCUGCUUCCAGGUGGGCGCUCCAGAGGAGAUGACGCUGCUGCGGACAGAGUCCGGCGACUUGCACACCUUUCUCUUGGAGAUUAAAGAAACCACGGAGUCUCUUCAUGGAGAUAUAAGUACACUGAAAACAACGUUACUUGAGGGCUUUGCUGGAGUUGAAGAAGCCAGAGAACAAAAUGAAAGGAAUUGUGAUUCUAGAUAUCUGCAUUUACUCUAUAAGAAACCACUGGAUCCCAAGAGUGAAGCUCAGCUCCAGGAAAUUCGGCGUCUUCAUCAGUAUGUGAAGUUUGCUGUCCAAGAUGUGAAUGACGUGCUGGACUUGGAGUGGGAUCGGCAUCUAGAACAAAAGAAAAAACACAAGCGCCUGCUUGUGCCAGAGCGGGAGACACUGUUUAACACUCUAGCCAACAACCGGGAGAUCAUUAACCAACAGAGGAAGAGGUUGAACCACCUGGUGGACAGCCUCCAGCAGCUGCGUCUCUAUAACCAGACCUCCCAGUGGAGCCUUCCUUCAGCUCUUCCUUCCCAGAGCAGCACACUCAGUUUUGACAGUGACCUUGAAAGCCUGCGUAAUGCUCUGUUGAAAACCACCAUAGAAUCGCACGCGAAACCCUUGCCCAAAGUACCAGCUAAACUGUCCCCCGUGAAACAGGCACAAUUGAGAAACUUCUUGGCCAAGAGGAAGACCCCACCAGUAAGAUCCACUGCUCCAGCCAGCCUGUCUCGGUCAGCUUUCUUGUCUCAGAGAUACUACGAAGACCUGGAUGAAGUCAGCUCAACAUCAUCUAUUUCUCAGUCUUUGGAAAGUGAAGAUGUGCCAGUACCGUGUAAUGAUGAAGACGCCCCAGUCCAAGCCCCCUGGCAUGCUCCCGUGGUGCGCACGACCUCCGUCCAACCCCCACUGUUGCCCCAGGGAACGCCUUUCGCUAAAUCUCAUGUGGGGCCGGCCUGGUCACCUGGUAUGUUAGGAGCUUCAAUGUCGGCAUCUGCUAGCAAAAUUAUUCCUCAGGGGGCUGAUAGCACAAGGCUUGCAACGAAAACUGUGAAACAUGGUGCACCUAGUUCUUCCCACGCCAUCUCCGCUCCCCAGGCAGCCGCAGCUGCAGCCCUGAGGCGGCAGAUGGCCAGUCAGGCACCAGCUGUAAGUUCCUUGACUGAGUCAACGUUGAAGAAUGUCCCUCAAGUGGUAAAUGUGCAAGAAUUGAAGAAUAAUCCUACGUCCCCUUCGGCACCAAUAGGUUCCUCGGUGCCGUACUCGACCACCAGAGCACCUCACCCAAUGGUGACACCAGUGACUUCGAACCAAGCCAAGCAGGGGGCUUUGAUCAAUUCCAUGAAGACAGCCACACCUGUACCAGUAUCCGAUCCAUUGUCACCUGGUGACAAAGCCUCAGUGAUUUCAGGACCAGGGGCAACCAAGAUAGAACCAGCUCUGACGUCAGCCCCAUCUGCCGCCGGACAGUUUGGGAAGCCUUUCUCAUUUUCCUCAUCAGGGACUGGCUUUAAUUUUGGGAUGCUCACAUCAACACCAGCUUCUAAUUUUACUGCUGCCCAAGGGCUAACACCUCCCCCAAAAGAGUCAACUCAGCUUGAUGCACCCUCAUUUAGCGGCGGCAGCAGACCUUGCCAUGAGACAGCUUCCGAAAGCCCUCCUUCAGGAACCACGGCAGUCACGCAUGCCACCGGCACUGUAGCUGCUGCUUCAGGAGAGUGCGUUCCGUCUAACAGCAAACUCACGCCAGCAGCGGGCAUUGCUCUUUCCACAUCCUCUACCAAGCCAGAAACACCUACGUCAAAGUUGGGGGAGCUUCUGUUUCCAAAUUCUCUAGCUGGAGAGACGCUAGGAAGUUUUUCAGGACUGCGCGUGGGCCAAGCAGAUGAAGCUGCAUCGUCAACCAAUAAGGCUUCAUCUCCAAGCCCAACUAGCGUACAGUCAACCCAAGCUUCAACUGUACCUUCAGGGUUCACUUUUACCAGCCCUCCAGUGUCCGGGAAGCCUGUGGAGCCCUCUGAGAGCUCCCCCACGGUAGCGCCAGCAGCAGCAGCCAGCACAGGCACCAGCAGUCCCUCGGCUGGUGGUUUUGGCAGCCUGUCCCUCUCCAGUGCAGGCUCCUCUGGGGCAAUCAAUUUUGGUGGGACGUCUUUAAGUGGUGGCAAGAUGACUUUUUCAUUUGGAAGCCCACAGACCAGUAGUAGUGCAGUGACCCCAUCUGUCCCACCAUCGACUUCGACUGUCACUUCCCUUCCUGUAUCUGUCCCCAUAUUGUCACUCGGUAACCUGCUAGGUCCAUCUGCCCCUGCCCAGCCUGUGUCCUCUGGUAAAAGCACAGAGGAGGCCCCAUCACCAGCUUUGCCCGAGAAGCCCGAGAGCAGUGAGGCUGCGGCGGCAAUCGGCUUACUGCUAGGGCAGCCACAGCCAGCCCAGCUGGCCCAUGCUCCCCUGCAGACUUCCGAGUCUGCUCCCAAAGAGCCUGCGCUCGCCCCGCCUGUGAGCAGCAGCAGCUCCGCCACCGCCACGUCUCCUGCCAUCCUCGCGGCACCUCCUGCAGAGACCACUCCAGCGGCGCCCGGGGUCCCUGACUUGAAGACAGAGGCAGCAUUGCCAGCAUCCACUUUCUUGGCACCUGGGCAAACUGCUGUCACCGCAGCGACAGCCACAGGUGCCGUCCCGGUGGCUGCUGAAACAUCUAGCAGCCCCACAGCCUGCAGCCCUGUGUCCGGUACCGCUCCAAGCCCAGCUACAGAGACAGCAGUGUUUGGGACUGUCACCUCUGGCUCAUCUGUCUUUACUCAGCCACCUGCUGCCAGUUCUAGCUCAGCUUUCAGCCAGCUCACCAACAACACAGCCACAACCCCUGCCACUACCCCUGUGUUUGGGCAGGUGGCGGCCAGCACGGCACCAAACCUUUUUGGACAGCAGACAGGCAGCGUAGCCAGCACAGCAGCCUCUACAGCACCGGUCAGCAGCUCAGGGUUUGGUGGCCCCGCUUUUGGCACCUCAGCCUCAGGGGUCUUUGGACAAGCACCCUUUGGGCAGGCCCCAGCCUUUGGGCAGCCCACAAGCAGCUCCACAAGUGGCUUCUCCUUCAGUCAGUCUGGCUUCAGUUCUGUGCCUGCUUUCGGGCAGUCCAUCUCCUCCACCCCCACGUCGACCAGCGGGAAUGUCUUUGGCCCCUCCUCGAGUGCCAGCAGCUCCAGCUCCUUCUCGUUUGGACAGUCUUCUGCCGGCACAGGAGGGGGGCUGUUUGGCCAAAGCAAUGCUCCUGCUUUUGGUCAGAGCCCAGGCUUUGGGCAGGGAGGCUCUGUUUUCGGUAGUACCUCAGCCGCCACCACCACAGCCUCGACCUCCGGCUUUAGCUUUUGUCAAGCCUCAGGUUUUGGGCCUAGCGGUACUGGGUCUGUGUUUGGUCAAGCAGCCGGUAGUGGUGGGACAGUCUUUGGCCAGCAGUCGCCCUCUUCCAGCAGUAGUGUGUUUGGGUCUGGAAACACUGGAAGAGGGGGAGGUUUCUUCAGCGGCCUGGGAGGGAAACCCAGCCAGGAUGCAGCCAACAAAAACCCAUUCAGCUCGGCCGGUGGGGGCUUUGGAUCUACAGCCACCUCAAAUACCUCUAACCUGUUCGGAAAUAGUGGGGCCAAGACAUUUGGAGGAUUUGCCAGCUCAUCAUUUGGAGAGCAGAAACCAGCGGGCACAUUCAGCUCUGGAGGAGGAAGUGUGGCUUCCCAAGGCUUCGGAUUUUCUACUCCAAAUAAAACAGGUGGCUUCGGUGCUGCUCCAGUGUUUGGCAGCCCUCCUACUUUUGGGGGAUCCCCUGGGUUUGGAGGGGUGCCAGCAUUCGGUUCAGCCCCAGCCUUUACAAGCCCUCUGGGCUCGACGGGAGGCAAAGUGUUCGGAGAAGGUACUGCGGCCGCCAGCGCUGGUGGAUUCGGGUUUGGCAGCAGCAGCAACACCACGUCCUUCGGCACCCUGGCGAGUCAGAAUGCGCCCACGUUCGGAUCGCUGUCCCAGCAGACGUCUGGCUUCGGGACGCAGAGCUCUGGCUUCUCUGGCUUUGGAUCUGGUGGAGGAGGAGGGUUCAGCUUUGGAUCGUCUAACUCGUCUGGCCAAGGCUUUGGUGGAUGGAGAAGCUGAGUGGGCGUGGGCGUCGUCAGCGUCCCAUUGCGUUCCGGUCACUGACUGACUGCGUUCUCAGCUCCUUCCCACAGAAAUCCUGAAGCAGACUUCUCAAAUGGACCUGCCAUGCGGAAGCGCACGCGCUUUUACACACACACCCAGAAAGAAACAACAGAAACCAAAAAAACGAUUGCUUGUCUGCUUUGUUCUGGGUUUCGGUUUUGUUUGCCCGUUUGUUGAGCUGUUCUGUCUGCUGUGAUACAGAAGCUAUGUGGGGUUAGGAUUACAGCCACUGCAAAAGGUACUCCCUUGUCUGUGGCUCUGAGAAACCCCACAGCCGUCUUUAUCAGCCAGCAACGUAUGGCACCACAGUAACCAGCAUAGCAUUCCAAGACAGGGCUUCUGCCGGGGAGCUGAAUGCUGGAGGGCCAUCUUCCUGAGAUAACAGCUCCGUGUCUCCUCAGCAUGUCCUUAGUUGUCGUGCGUCAGGGCCCUGACAUGCUGGCCCUUUUGACCGGGCGGAGGCACCCGAACUCCCGUUGCAGCGGCGUCAGUUGAGUUUCAGGGGCAGGUCCUGGUAGCUGUGAGGCAGCCACGAAAGGAGGCCAGGAGGAGGGUGGCCGGCGCCUUGCCUCAGAGAGACUCCACGACUGAGCUCUGACCAACGGUAUGCUGCCUCUGAAGGCCCCUGUUGACCUCUGUGUGACUCUUGGGCACUGUGUGUCCCACAGCUCCUUCCUUCUACUCUGGAGAGGAGGUGGCCCUUAUCUCCAGGAUGUGAUAAGUGACACUGGUGACUGUGCCAGCACUCUCUCAGCCACAGUGUGAUAACCCUUGGGGCAGCCCUGCUCUUGCCAGACGAGGCUGGACUUGGACAGUGUUUGCUAGCGGAGCCGGUGGAGUGGACUGUGUCCCCCUAGAAGGCCAUAUCUUUUAGGAGUCGGGGUGAGACGUCCGUAUCUCCCAGGCCCAGAGGGUGGCAGUACUUGGGUGGAGUCCAUGGCUGGAGGGGUUGGGGUGGGGGUGGUUUGAAAGGGGCCUUUUAGAGUUUUGCAUA
Messenger RNA from Echinops telfairi (small Madagascar hedgehog), 7431 nucleotides. It is a transcript of the gene NUP214, whose product is annotated as nucleoporin 214. Gene Ontology annotation, cellular component: nuclear pore. Gene Ontology annotation, biological process: RNA export from nucleus; protein import into nucleus. NCBI's taxonomy places the organism in Eukaryota, Metazoa, Chordata, Mammalia, Afrosoricida, Tenrecidae. Gene Ontology annotation, molecular function: protein binding; structural constituent of nuclear pore. The transcript is spliced from 36 exons. Bases 90 to 6392 code for a protein of 2100 amino acids. The record is from RefSeq and is a predicted model, not a curated record.